UUCAUGUGUAAACCCUUAAAGGAAAACGCAAUCGUGCCUCUUAAAAUAACGUACUUAUCUCUUAAUUUGUAGCGUCGUUUUUUGUGUUGUUUGGUGUGCCCUUACCAAAGGGCCCUUCGGAGGGCGAUAUAUCCCGUUUGGAAUGCAAGUGUGUCAAUGUGUAAAGAAAAUAGUUUUUUGCAUUUACUGACGAACCUACUGCCAUUUGCCUGUCAGGGUCCACAGGCUACUUUGACUGCACUGGCUCCAAGAUUCACAUACAUCGGUUAUUGAAGUUUCUGCACAUCUGCUGACUGUAAAAUUAACCUGCAGUAUCAGGCAAUACAAAAUGGAACCUGACGCUCAAAAUACAAACACAGGAAAGAAACGUCACAGCUUGCGAAGUCAUGAUGAAUAUUCUGUACCUCAAAAAAUGUACAAAGGCAUAAACAAUACGGGAGGAACGUGCUAUUUGAACACAGUUUUGCAAAUUCUCUUCAUGACGGAGGAUUUUAGAAAGGCUGUGGAAAGUUUGGAUGAAAGAAAAGUGGACAAGAACAGUCUUUCCUAUGAUCUAAAAAGGUUAUUCCAAAACUUGGAGAAUAAGUCCUCAACCGAACAAAAUAUAGAUAAAAUCAAAUAUGAUUUAGCAAUUCGGCGUGGUUUUACAGGUUUUGGGCAGCAGGAUGCAGCAGAAUAUCUUCUGAAGAUAUUGAGUUUGGUCACUUCUGAUAUAUCAGAGGUAUUCCGGGGAAUGGAGAAAUACACAAGAACUUGCCAAAAUGACACUCAAGAACCCCAUAAACACAGUGAAGAAAAACAUCCUUUUUUUAUUUUACCUGUUAGUAUAGACUCGGAUCAAUUUCAAAACAUUCAUGUACAAAACUGUAUCAAUGACCAAUUUGCACCGAGCCAAACUGAAGAUGUUCAGCUGUUUUGUGAAAAUUGUAAAGCCGUAACCACCAUAAGAUUGAGCAACAUCAUUUCUGAAUCACCACAGGUUCUGGCCCUUCAUUUGCAGAGUUUUGUUCUUGAUAACAACUUACUGACAUACCAAAAAAAGAGUUGUAAUGUGAAAAUACCUGAUAAGCUUUCUGUUGAGGCUGAGUGUGGCAACUACACAUAUGACUUGUAUGGUGUGGUCAACCAUAAAGGAACUCGCUAUUCUGGACACUACACUGCUGACAUCAAGUCAUUUGAGGACCAGCACUGGUAUGAAUUUAACGACUACAAAGUAACUAAGUGCUCCAGAAUAUCCGGAUCAUCUAGACCUGCCAAAAUCUUGGAUGAGGUAGAGGCUUGGCUGAGCUCAGGGAGUGAUGCCAUCCUGCCCAAGGCGACCAAGGACCUACAUGACCUGAGCCCUGAGCAGCUGGAUGAACACUUGAUACAGUUGAUGACCCAGAGCUACAACCAAAAGGAGCUGGUCGAGGUCUACCGGGCCCUCGCCCUCAACCUCAUCGUCCGGUUGAAGCAGAAAGAUGGAAACGUCACCCUCCUCGAGCAACAGACAGAAGCAUCAAAGCUUCCGGAUCAGGAGGCUUGUAGGAGCCAGGUGCAUGAACGUAUCCAGCCAAUCUUGAACAGACCUACCAGCCAAGCACCAUACAAGAAAUUGGGAGCUCGUAGCCCAUCUACCGCCAGGGUCCAAGAGUCACUGAGGUCCUUGACAAGCCAGCAAGAAACAUGCUGUUACCCCACAAGGGACAUUCCUGCCAGAAUGGAGGGGCGUGACUUCACUUGUGCUCGACCCAAUCCUCCAUCAGGAUCAGGAUCCAUCAAUAGGCAAUAUACCAAGGCAGGCUCGUCGGACAACCCAAGGUCCAGUGUUGCAUUUGAACAUAGUCCCCAACCUAGGAGACACCAACCCGAACCGUCACCAGAUCAAUACACCACAAGACCCCCGUGUCAAGAUCAAGCCUCCAGAGCAGGACAAUUCAGGGACCAUAAAGGAGCUGGGUCAAAAAGGCCUAACAAGCUUAACAAAAAGUAUAAGCCAGGCUACUUGUAAGUAUGAGUGGCUGAAAUCAACAAACCUUCCGGAUGCCCUCCUCCUAAAGACAAUUGCCAGAUCACUGCCCACGGCCCCAAAAUCUCUGAGCCAACCUCCCUGACACCAAAAGACUUAGAAGCCCAAAAUGCGCCGAUCUCCCAGAACAAGCCAAUACAGUUCAGUCCAUCGUCGAUCAAGUAGAUCAGGGACUUCACUCUGCACCCUACAACCAGCUGAGGACCCAGACAUUCCCUUUGUUGUCAAGAGCACACGAUUCCCAUUGGACUCCCACCUGUCAGUGGCAUCUGCACUUUCAACUUGAAAUGGAAUAGCCGGUCCUUAACCCACUACUUCCUUGUUCUUCAGGACUCGCCACAUGAUAUCCAUAUUGGGGCAGACAUCCUAGUUCGUCCCCCAGCUCAAAUAGACACUAUUAAUGAUGUGGUGUGGGGCCCAUUGACUUCACAACCCCUUGUGGGCCCUGUCAACCACAUACACCUUGCAACAGGUCAGACCAUCCCAGAAGUCUGUACCCUGGUGAAUGAACUUACAACUGCAGCUCAACAUGCGGUGUGGCAAAACCCUCAACCACACACUAGCCUACUUCCAGCCAUCAGUGGAAUGUGUGGAGCUUGGCCUCACACUGGAAGCCACACCCCUCUCUAAAGUUACAUCCCGUGCAGUUUACAUCCUGUUCAAUUACUGCACAGCUACACCUAUUAAACUUCCUAAGGACUACCGUGUUGAAUGGUUAAUGAGGCAAGAUUUCCAUGAUUUUGAAUUCACCAUACCAGUCAUUGGUCCCAUCCCACCGGGGGAGUUUAGAUAACACAGCUUUCACAGCACCCUUCCAGAUGAUCUACAUCACCUCUGUCAUGCCAAUGGCCAAAGAACAGGUGUUCAGGACCAAACUGACCAAAGACUAUCUUUCAGUGUACACUGUCUGUAGCCAACCCAUCUUGAAGUAGAUGGAAUCAUCCCUCCUGUAACGGUCAACAAGACAGAUGACGCAACGAUGGAGGAGCCUUACCCGGGAUUAGAGGCACAAGUUCAACAAAUCCUGAAGGAUGCAGAUGCCAUACAGGACGGAGAAGGCCUUCGAAAACUUCAACAAGUACAAAGCGUCAUUUGAAAAAGACUCUUAAGAUUGUCGCCCCACUAACCUUCAUAUGGUACGAAUUCCCUCGCACACAAAUGCUCCCCCCAGAUUCGUCCGGCAGUACAAAAUCCCCACUGCUUCAAAUGAGCCAGAACAGGAGAUCGUCGACUCUAUGCUGGAAAAGGUGUCAUCCGGCCCUGCAACACCCACUUCUCAGCACCCAUCUGGCCCGUCCUUUAACCCAAUGGCAAGUGGUGACCAAUAAUUGACUACAGAAAACUAAAUCAACAUUUGUCACAAUGGCAGAUGACUCAGCUGGAACAAUAGAUCCCCAGGAUAAGGGGAGCUCUUAUCUUCUGUACGCUUGAUGUAGCCUCAGGUUUCUGGACUGUACCGGUGCACACGGAAGAUCAACACAAAAUGGCCUUCACCUUUGGAAACCGAAACACCUUCACACGGUGCCUCUGUGGUUAUGCCAACUCACAAGCCGAAUUCAACAUUUUCCAACAAAGCGUGCCCAGAUGCCAGAGUGAGAGUCAACCUCAUCUACGAAGAUGACAUCCUCAUGGAGAGUACGACAUGUUGCCGACCACCUAAAGGAGAUAGACAUCGUCCUGGACCAACUGAGCAAUGGACUUGCUGCAUGUCAUAGCUGCUCUGAUGCCACACCAACUACAAUGUUGGAGACAGAGGAAACCCAGCUGCAAUAAUUCACCUGUCACAGGUACUUUGAAGAAAAUGUAUGCCAAGGCAUGCCAACGGUCUACGUCAAUGGAUACUCAUACAACCACCAGGGUACCCUAAAGGCUGGAGAAGGUAUAUUGUGGGUAAAAGCUUUCCUGUAGCUCAGUGGUAAGAGCAUUGCGUUAACAAUGCAAGGUUGUGAGUUCGAUCCCACAGAAUUGCAAAUACCUAUGUAAAAUGUAUAGGAUAAACCAAUGUAAUUCGCUUUGGAUAAAAGCGUCUGCCAAAUGCCUAAAUGUAAAUGUCAAAUGCCUAAAUGUAAACAACAAACCUUGCCCACCCAAACACUUCAACCUGGGACCACAGUCAUCACAGUGGGCGGAAUUGGCAGCCAUCCUGAUCACCUGCCAGAUUGCCUAAACUCACAGCAUCAAAUAACUCCUUAUCUACACGGACUCAAACUACGCCAGACAGAAGAGCCAUCUUCACAUGCCAUCUCCCUGGCUGGACACAAAAUGGUUUCAGAACUCCUUAUGUAAGGCAGUUGGAAAAGUCCUAAGAACUAAGGUCGUUUGUGAUGCUUGGACACCAAACAAUAAAACCCCAUUUGUUGCUAGAUCCUGAGGAACGAUAUCCUCUCCUCCCCUCAGGGGUUGUUGAUGCCCAAGAACUGAACCAAAUAUUCCUAUCACACCUCUCCCCUUCAUCUCUUCAGGCCCGGAUCACCGGGGAAAUGCUUAUACAUUUCAUACUGUGCAUAUCAUAUAUUGUCAUAGUAUGAAGUUUUGAUGAUUCAUGUUUGGUAUUGUUUUAAAGGUUAUGGUGCGAUGGGUAAAAAACUUUCAAACUUAACAAAGAGUAUAUUAGAGCUUUACAACUCUAGGACAUAACCUGCACUCCUCUAAGAGGUGUGAUUUUCUCAUCAAAUCCUGUUUACAGAUAGAUUGAGAUCUCAUUUGAUGCUUUCUUCAGUUACGAGAAAAUUGAAUGAUCUACCUGCUUAUACAAGAUCAGCAGAUUCUACAUUUACAUUUACAUUUAGUCAUUUAGCAGACGCUUUUAUCCAAAGGGACUUACAAGUGGGGUAGGUAAUGGAAGCAAUUAGGACAGCAUAAGUACAACAAUAGCAUAAGUGCAAUUAAAAUGAAGACUAGUCUCAUAUAGCCUAACACAAUAUACGUAACCAUUCACUCAUUCAUAUUCAUUUUUUAGUUGAGUAGAGAAGAAAAGAGUAGAGAAGAAAAGAGUCAGAACAGAUCAGUCAGAUGAUGGCGGAAGAGAUGUGUUUUCAGGCGUUUCUUAAAGAUGGCUACAGAAUCUGCAGAUCUUGUAGCAGCGGGCAGAUCAUUCCACAUAGGUGGAACAGAUCCGGAGAAGGUGCGCGAGAGAGAUUUUUUACCUUUAUGGGAUGGCACCAUCUUUAAGAAUCGGCUGAAAACACAUCCCUUCCAUCAGCACCUGACCGAUCAUUUCUGAUUUCUAUAUCUUUUCUACUUGUGAGAAUCUGGAUUUCGUCCUGUCCUCUAAAAAUAUUGCAUCUGUGUUUAAUACAAAGUUCUUAUAUCAUAUACAUACAUAUUCAUUCUCAAAUCAUAUAUAUUCAUUCAUAUUAAUUCAAAUCAUAUAUAUUCAUUCUCAAAUCAUAUAUAUUCAUUCUUAUUUCAUAUAUAUUCAUUCCUAGUAGUAUUAACUUCUAUUCACAUAAUAGGUGCCUUAGUGUCUUGUUGUUUAACCUCGUUGAACGUUGAAUCAUGUGUUUUUGUGUCAUAUGCUGUGUCAUAUGCUGAUAUAGGCAACUGUUGUUGCCAUCCCAAGGUUCCUAAUGAUGUCAAGGGACAAUUGUUUUGAUUAUUGUAAUGAUAGAUGUCUAUUGAAUACAUCUUUGUGAUUAUAUCUGAUUGUGCAGGAGGAAUUAAGACUUAACAGAAAGUCUGGUGAUUUUCCACACUUGUGGUUUUAUAUGACGCCUCCUGUUACAAGCUUAUAAGUAUUUGUCCUAAAUAAUAAACAUUGGACUCUGAUUGAACAAGCA
Triplophysa dalaica is the source of this 5787-nucleotide messenger RNA. RefSeq lists its product as uncharacterized. Bases 329 to 1990 code for a protein of 553 amino acids. The transcript has 10 exons. The record is from RefSeq and is a predicted model, not a curated record. Gene Ontology annotation, cellular component: nucleus; cytosol. NCBI's taxonomy places the organism in Eukaryota, Metazoa, Chordata, Actinopteri, Cypriniformes, Nemacheilidae. Gene Ontology annotation, biological process: protein deubiquitination. Gene Ontology annotation, molecular function: cysteine-type deubiquitinase activity; cysteine-type endopeptidase activity.